This is a messenger RNA of Manis javanica (Malayan pangolin), 4035 nucleotides long. It is a transcript of the gene CPNE4, whose product is annotated as copine 4. Gene Ontology annotation, biological process: cellular response to calcium ion. Gene Ontology annotation, cellular component: plasma membrane. NCBI's taxonomy places the organism in Eukaryota, Metazoa, Chordata, Mammalia, Pholidota, Manidae. Gene Ontology annotation, molecular function: calcium-dependent phospholipid binding. The record is from RefSeq and is a predicted model, not a curated record.
UUCCUCCCGCUGGCCAGGCGCCCUUGCAGACCCCUGGGGAUAGAGGUGAGCAGGGUCUUCAUCAUUUGUGUUGGCCGUUGAGCAGCCAUCCGCCAAGCCCCUCGCCUGUGUGCAAAUCGAAGGACCCCUGGUACCCGCUCCCGGACGUCACCGCUUUCCCUGGGGUGGAGACGGACGAGUCUGGGCACCGGGAGCCGCGAGGGGUCCGGGAGCUGGCGGGCGUGGGCGCCGAGCGCAUGCGGGCAGGCGCUCGGCGCCCUCAGGGGGCGCUCGCGGGGCGCCGCUGUCCGCUUGGGCUGCUGCGCGCGGUCCUCGUCAGAAGGAGCGAGUCUCCGAGCGCGGCCGCGCUCCGCGCUCCCCGCUCCCCGCCCCACGUCGGCCCCGCGUCGCCGCGCCCGCCCCGCCCAGCAUGGAGCCGGGGCUCCCGGGGACGCCCGACUCCGCGCCCCGCUGCCGCUGACCGCCGUCCCGCACGCCGCCUGCACCCUGGCCGCCGCCUCGCCGUGCCUGCCCUCCUCCGCGCCAGAAUGAAGAAGAUGAGCAACAUUUAUGAGUCGGCUGCCAAUACUCUGGGAAUCUUUAACAGCCCCUGCCUGACCAAAGUCGAGCUGCGCGUGGCGUGCAAGGGCAUUUCUGAUAGAGAUGCUCUUUCCAAACCAGACCCCUGUGUCAUCCUCAAGAUGCAGUCCCAUGGGCAGUGGUUCGAGACCAGCAGAGUUUGGGAUGCACGUCUGAGGAAUGAGAAGACAGAAAGGAGGCUUCUGUUUCCUCCUAGAAUAUGGAGAUGCGACGGCCUUUUGUUGGGUGAAACUUGCAGUGCAGGGCUGGAGGCUGCGAGCUUUUCCAGCAAUUCCUUCCUGGUUACAGGCUCGUGGACAAGUUUCUUUCACUCCUGGGAGAGCAGUGAGUCUUUUAUGUGUGGAGCCAGGAGGAUGAAGGCCAAAAUAGCAGCUUCACGCAUAUGUGAGGUUGACAGAACAGAGGUGAUUCGCACCUGCAUAAAUCCAGUGUAUUCAAAACUGUUCACAGUGGACUUUUACUUUGAGGAGGUGCAGCGCCUGCGGUUUGAGGUCCAUGACAUCAGCAGCGACCACAAUGGGCUGAAGGAGGCCGGCUUCCUGGGCGGCAUGGAGUGCACGCUGGGCCAGAUUGUCUCCCAGAGAAAGCUGUCCAAGUCACUGCUGAAGCACGGGAACACAGCUGGGAAGUCUUCCAUCACGGUGAUUGCUGAAGAAUUGUCUGGCAAUGAUGACUACAUUGAGCUUGCGUUCAAUGCACGGAAAUUGGAUGACAAGGAUUUCUUCAGUAAAUCUGACCCAUUUCUAGAAAUUUUUCGUAUGAAUGAUGAUGCAACUCAGCAGCUUGUACACCGAACUGAGGUUGUGAUGAAUAAUUUAAGCCCAGCCUGGAAAUCAUUCAAAGUAUCAGUAAAUUCUCUAUGCAGUGGAGAUCCCGACCGCCGGCUGAAGUGCAUAGUAUGGGACUGGGACUCCAACGGAAAGCAUGACUUCAUUGGCGAGUUCGCCUCGACGUUCAAGGAGAUGAGAGGGGCGAUGGAAGGGAAGCAGGUGCAGUGGGAGUGCAUCAACCCCAAGUACAAAGUCAAGAAGAAGAACUACAAGAACUCGGGCAUUGUGAUUUUGAAUCUGUGCAAGGUCCACAAGAUGCACUCUUUCCUGGACUACAUCAUGGGUGGCUGCCAGAUCCAGUUUACGGUAGCCAUAGAUUUCACCGCCUCCAACGGGGACCCCAGGAACAGCUGCUCCCUGCACUACAUCCACCCGUACCAACCCAACGAGUACCUGAAGGCCCUGGUGGCCGUGGGGGAGAUCUGCCAAGAUUAUGACAGUGACAAAAUGUUCCCAGCCUUCGGGUUCGGUGCCAGGAUACCCCCAGAGUACACGGUCUCUCAUGACUUCGCAAUCAACUUUAAUGAAGACAACCCAGAAUGUGCAGGAAUUCAGGGAGUCGUGGAAGCCUACCAGAGCUGCCUUCCCAAGCUCCAACUCUACGGCCCCACUAACAUCGCCCCUAUCAUCCAGAAGGUCGCCAGGUCAGCGUCCGAGGAGACCAACACCCAGGAGGCGUCGCAAUACUUCAUCCUGCUGAUCCUCACCGAUGGCGUCAUCACGGACAUGGCCGACACCCGGGAGGCCAUUGUCCACGCUUCCCACCUGCCCAUGUCAGUCAUCAUCGUGGGGGUGGGCAAUGCUGACUUCAGUGACAUGCAGAUGCUGGAUGGUGACGACGGGAUUCUGAGGUCCCCCAAGGGAGAGCCUGUCCUUCGAGACAUCGUCCAGUUCGUGCCCUUCAGGAACUUCAAACACGCAUCCCCAGCUGCCCUGGCAAAGAGCGUGUUGGCCGAAGUCCCAAACCAAGUCGUGGACUAUUACAACGGCAAAGGGAUUAAGCCAAAAUGUUCAUCAGAAAUGUACGAGUCUUCCAGGACACUGGCGCCAUGAACUGCACAAACUUUUACAGAGUUCUGACAUACUAUUCCUUCUAAUAUUUAAUACUUCUAAUACUCCUGUACUCCACACAUACACAUUUAAAAAUAGCACGUUUCAGUGAUUUUUAACUAACUGAAAAUUUUUUUGCAUGUGUAGCCCUGAGGCCUGGAUCUAUUAAGCCCUAGUAUUGUUAGACUUUUUACUAAAAAAAAAAACUACAAAUAAUUAUAAUUUACUCUUUACACUACAGCAUGUCACCUUGAAAUAAAAUGGUAUCUGUAUCCAUUUUUUAUACAGGUUUGUUGAAAUUUUGCUAAAUUUCUUAUUAUCUUUACACUGUAAAGCAUUUUGAAACAUUUACUGAAUGUUGAUAGCCAAAAUAUAUUUGGUUUUAUCUGCUACAAGAUGAGAGCCUUUUCAAAAUGGCAGGUGCAUGGACUGUAUUUUGCAUGUUUAAAAUAAAAAAAAGAAGCACACUCUUUCUGCAGUUGUUAUCUCUAAUUCCUCCCUGCUGAGAAUGAUCUCUUUACUGAAGAAGAGGUUUAUCCACCUAGAGGUGUUCUUGAAAUGGGUCUGGGGUACAUGGCCCAGCACCUCUCAGACUUUACUGAGCACACGGAUACCCUGAGGGUCUCACUAGCAUUCAGACUCUGCUACAGUAGGUCUGCGUGGGCCCAAGGCUCUGCAUCCCUAACAGGGUCCUGGUGAUGCCAUGAGGUGCACAGAGAGCACUGGGGUUCCAGGCUUUUGGGUGUGACCCUAGAGAGCAUCUGGAACAAGGCAGCCCCUCAUCUGCUAGAGUAGCCCAUCUCCCUGGCUGUAGCACAAAGGUCCUGCCCAGCUCCAAAGUGGGAGCAGAAGGUAAUGAGACUGGCUCCAGAAGCUGCACACCCAGUCAGUCUCACUGCCUUGUAGUCCCACCUCUUCCUGAGGCAGACUGGGUGGGCCCCUUCCAGCCUCUGCCCUCCUGAAGGAGGUAGCACACCCAUGGCACGGCUGCCUCCAUUUGCCCAUCAAUCCCUUGGAACGACCUCUGUCUUCAGUGGAACCACACAGUGGAAACUUGCCCACGGCGAAUGGCCAUGCAGUAUGGCUCCCAGAUACCUGGCUAACCAAGCUGGUCUGUAAACUUAGUGCGGGGCUUCUUUUUGCCCCUCUUCGUCACUCCUGAGAGCAAACUCUAUCAGCAGAAAUGCCUGGAAAAGUUGCUCUGGGUGGAGGUGUUUUGCUUUGAUAUAAACUGGUCAGUCUUAAACCAGAAGAACGAACGUCUCACUUGUAUAAUCUUUGUGUGAAAAAUGGACAAAUGUUUAACAGGCACAGAAGGCACAGGGUGGACCUUAUUUGGGGUCAGAGAGAUGGAGAGGUAAAUCACAAAGCAGAAUAGAUCUGUUUGUUGUUUGUUGCUUGUUGAGGGGGGAAGUAUUAAUAAGCAAAUCAAAUGCCUUCUAUGACUUCCAGUGUUACAAUUAUAGAUCCUAACCUUGCAAAUACAUGUCAGCCAAAUGCACAUUUUGAGAAUGAAGGCAAAAUGUAUGACUGAAAAAUACCAUAAACAUUUAAACUGUAUUGUUUUAUGAAUAAA